AUGUGGCUGCGCAAUGGCGCAGCGCAUGCGUGCAGACAGUCUGGAGAAGGCCCGCAUGGCUUCACAACUACCGCCUUACCGGCAACCAUUCUGCGUCUCCUUUGCGAGCCAUUCCCUGUCUUGCCCUGCCUCGUAGCCGGCCUCUUCUCUUUCACUGCCAUCCAGGCAAUGCCCAGUGAAGCCAUCAUCAACCAUCAUGCCAGCCAACAACAAAAUCCACGAUGCGGCGGCGAAGGCUUCCAGAAGACUGCCUCAUGCGACGACCGUGCGCUAAAUCCCGCAGCCCGCGCCGAACUGAUUUGUAGUUGUGUGUACCUACAACAACAACAACAACAACAACAACAACGCUUGUGCCGCACAUCCUCCCACGUCGUCAACUAUGAUUCGAUCUUCCCAUGCGCCGUGUAUGGGGCGGAUGUACUAUCCGUCAGCCCAUUCAGUGACCGGUCUGCUAGUCGCUUCUGCAUUGAAGGCUGUUCAUCGACCGACUUUCACGCCUACACCAUUUCCUUUCAAGCGUGUCAAUCAGGCAUCUCAAGGACCGUCAAGAUGACCAUGUCCUACCCACCCUAUAUCGACUCUCCUGUCGACGAUUUCGAAGACAUCAUCGACUGGAGUAUGGGUGAAACCUAUGACCCCAUCUUUGAAAGCGGUGGCAGCUUCCUGGACGGACAUGGCAACAGCUUUCCGGAUAGCUACCACGUCCCUGAGAGCAUCGCCUCCGAGCAACAAUUCACACCAGGACCACCUUUGCUAUCAGAUGGCCCGCCAUCAACGGGUUACACCGUCUCUGGCCCACCAUCGCUUCUUGAAGGCCACUCCUCAUUCGGCCACAUGUACGGUGCCUCUCCGUCAUUCGACACCACAGCCACAUCUCCGUUCGUGGAUCAGAGCCAUGAACAGUACUCCCGGUCAUUCGGAGCUGGUGAUGGGAUGAUGUCGCCUCUCUGCCGCAUCAGUGAAUCACCCGUCCUCGAUACACGCUUUGCUUUCAUCCCAGAUGGCACACAGCCGCCGCCCGAGUCAUACGAGACUGCAAGGGAUACCGUAUUCAACCCGCACGUCGCAGGCUCAUCCAACGCUUUCAGUGGCUUGGACGUCCGGAUUUCCCAGGUCUUCUCCAAUGUUGGUGGCUGGGCAGAUCAGCCCCAGAUCAUUGGACCAAUUGCAGAAGCGGAGUACUGUCCAGUCGAGUCGUCUCCAAUUCAAAUUCCUCAAACUAGCCCAAGCUUCCACCCGGCGACGACGUAUCCACGCUCCGAACGAACACAUGAGUACCACAACCGAAGUCGGGCAGUCACUAUCCCCGAAGCAGCUCAGGGAGCGUCAAGCUACAACCAAAGUACUUCGCACUCUCGACGGGCUCAGAGAAUGGCACCUACGCUAUCAAGCUCGCCAGUGGCUCACCGGCUAGCCAGGAGCUGUACAUUGUCUCGCGGUACCUCACAGUCUCGGCGAAAGCUGGCCACUCCAUCCCCCACCGAAUCCUGGGGCUGGGUAUCCUAUCAGCCAAACCCAGUAACCAACAGACUAGCACCCACCAGUACUGAGGGGAUGCAAGGAAGACCACUGAGAGGGCGUAAGAAGGGUCUAACAGCUGAACAGCGCAGACACGCCGCCUUGAUGCGGAUCGUUGGGGCCUGCACCAACUGUCAGCGUGGGAAACGAAAGUGUGACGAAGGCACGCCAUGCAAGCCGUGUAUUGAGCAUUACAAAGGAGACUUGGUCAAUCAUCCAUGUCGUGAUCGGCUUCUCACCCACCUGACCGACUCUUUCCUCUCCGAGCGUCUUGGGUGGCACCCCACUCCUAGAUCUCCGGGAUCCUUCACUGCACCCGGCGGUUUUGAUGUCCUGGCGGGUAUUACAUAUACGAUCCCAUUGAUCUUUGGCUUCGGUCCAGCGAUUCUUGUUCCUGUACAUCCCUUGCAACUAGAGGAUAGUCAUACACUGGUACACGAUCACAUUGUAUACUCUUGGCCACCGGAUAAGUCUCCAGAGACAUCGCACCGUCACGCCGUUCUGCCUGCUGUCAUGUCUACAGACAAAGCCUUUGACCUUGCACAAGUUCUAGACGACCACCUUUCCAAGCUAGUCACGCACCAUUUCCGCGGAUUCCCAUUGUAUUCCUCGCCCCUGCGAAUCCUCAGGGAAAUCUACAUUUUUUCCCGCUCCAUCUCCCCCUCCGCAGCCCACGCCCACACCCUCCACCAAGCCCUAAAACUCCUCGUCCUCGUCCACAUCGGCGGCGACAUUACGCUGGCCCCGCAAUCCGAACACCCGAUCCUCGCCCAACUCAUCCGCCACACCAUGGACCUCUCCUCCUCCUCCACAUCCGACCUCACCCCAACCCCUUGCUUCCUCCGCGCCCAAUUCGGCGCCAUCAUGCCCACACUCGCACAAUCCCUCAUGAAGCACGUGCUCUCCUCGCUCGAACAGCUCUACCUAAACCGCGACUGCGACGACUGGCCCAUGGCCCUCGCAAUCACAAUCACCAUCCUCAUGACCAUCGAAUCAAUCCACUACCACGCCGCUAAACUACCCUACCACCACAAUCUCUCCUCCUCCACACCACAACCACCACCAACACCUGACCUCCACGCCGACGACCCCGCCAUCCAAACCCUCCUCACCUUCUACACCACAUGCUACCCAAACUGCCACGCCCGUCUCAACCCCACCUGCAGCCCGGACCCCUCGCCCCGCACCCACCAGUCCAGCUCGGCCGAGGACGCGUUUGUAGAGCGGGUGCGGUGUGCGGUUGGCCAGGCGAGUGGGGCGGGGUAUUUGGCGCAAAAGGCGUAUGAGAAGAGGGCUGAGGGGGAUAUGGGUUGGUUUUUUGAUCGGUUGGUUGGGAGGUUGGUUGGGAGGGGGGGAGGGGGAGGGUGA
This is a messenger RNA of Plenodomus lingam JN3, 2886 nucleotides long. The record is from RefSeq and is a predicted model, not a curated record. NCBI's taxonomy places the organism in Eukaryota, Fungi, Ascomycota, Dothideomycetes, Pleosporales, Leptosphaeriaceae.